CUUCAAACGCACAAAUGUUCGCCGUUUCCUUGGUAACGACAUUACGUUCGCUAAUUGCCGUCCACGUUUAAGACUAAUUUAACAGUAUGGACGUCCAGGAACGAAGUAACGCCUCUCCAGGUGUGUGGAAUUGUGGAAGCAACAUCGAAAUGGUCGACUUGGACGAGGAAAACUUUGCUAUUUCCAGCUCCUCGGCUGCUGAAUCUGCUUUUGAUGCUGUUAUAGGCUGCAUAGAGGACAUAAUCAUGGAGGAGGAGUUCCAGCAGCUUCAGCAAAAUUUCAUGGAGAAAUACUACUUAGAGUUUGACGACUCUGAUGAAAACAAACUCGUCUAUACAUCCAUCUUCAAUGAAUAUAUCGACCUGUUGGAGAAACACCUGGAGCAGCAGCUGACAGAAAGGAUCCCAGGCUUCAACAUGAACACGUUUAAUGAUCUGGUCAUACAACACAAAGAGGAGGUGCCAGGUGACAUUUUUGACAUGCUGCUGACCUUCACUGACUUCAUGGCCUUUAAGGAGAUGUUUGUGGCCUACAGAGCUGAGAAGGAAGGCAGAGGUUUAGACUGGAGCGAAGGGCUGGUGGUCACAUCUCUGGUCACGUCAGGCUGCAAAGACACCUCCGGUGAAUCCAAGUGACAGUCAGACUCAGCGAAAUCAGACGCUUUAGUUGCCUCUUUCUGUGUAAAUUGUAUGUCCGCAGGCCUUCAGAAAGUUAAUGUGUGAGAUUUUUUUUCAAUGAGACAGCGGAUUUCUGCAUACACACCCCACGCUGCAUUCAGUCUGUGCAAAUGGCUCAUAAAGAUAAAUUUAUAUGCAUUAACUUGCGGUUUAAGUGGAAGGUUGUAUGGUUUAAGAGCUUAUUUAUUGCUAAAUUGUCAGGGUUAAAGGUUUUGCCUUCCUUUGACUCCCCAACCAUCCCAUUGGGCAAAGUGAAUUCUUUACAUCAUAAAAAGAAGUUGAUUUUUUAAACUAUUGUCACACUCUUUGACUCAGAUGUAUUGGAAUGUGUUUCUAGACGUUGCUCGGUUGGGGAAAUGGAGGUCAAAACUUUGGUGCUGGUCAUCCAACUGGCUUUUUCUAUGACAGGUAACACUAGCCCUUCAGUAUACAGUAUGCAAAACAUUAUAAUAAAUGAAUGUUCGAAUCACUCUCUUCAGAAGGAAAAGAGAAUAAUUUCUGUAUUUGUAAGACAUGGCAUCUUCAGUUGUAAAUUAUUUGUUCAAGUGGGUUGAGUGAAUUUUGUGCCUGUGAAAGUGAUUUUUAAUGUACUAUGUGAGUGUUUUCUACUUGUCAUAACUCAGCCGCUGUAUUGUAAAGGUAUGUUUGUGUCACCGGUGAAAAUUGUUGAUGUCAAAUUUGUUAUUAAAUAUAGAUUUUCAAAGAAACAGCAAAA
Molecule: messenger RNA, 1392 nt
Organism: Sphaeramia orbicularis (orbiculate cardinalfish)
Lineage: Eukaryota; Metazoa; Chordata; Actinopteri; Kurtiformes; Apogonidae
Gene: arl2bp
Product: ADP-ribosylation factor-like 2 binding protein
Exons: 7
Coding region: 87-635 (182 amino acids)
Biological process (GO): maintenance of protein location in nucleus; positive regulation of tyrosine phosphorylation of STAT protein
Cellular component (GO): mitochondrial intermembrane space
Source: RefSeq, a predicted model, not a curated record